AACAGAAACAACGCAUAACACAAAAAAAGCCCAUAAGCGAAGACAAAGGAGAAGAGACGAGACGGCCACUAAACAUCUUCUUCGCCAGCCGGCUUAAUUUCCCCUGCAUUUACCCAAUACCCAAAGCUCUCUCUUUCUCGUUCCUUUUAAAACCUUCUCAUUGGAUCAUACAUGAGCUAGUCCUUCCUCUUCAGAACUUUGUCUUCUCUCCACAUUUUCGACGUGGGUUUUAAUGGCGAAGAUCUCACAGCAAAGCCAAAGAAAUAGCAGUACUGCAAACACUGGCGCAAACCCUACUACUACAACCAAGACAAAGCGGACAAGAAAAACUGUGCCUAGAGACUCUCCUCCUCAACGCAGCUCCAUCUACAGAGGUGUUACAAGGCACCGGUGGACUGGACGUUAUGAAGCUCACUUGUGGGAUAAGAAUUGCUGGAAUGAAUCACAGAACAAGAAAGGGAGACAAGUAUAUCUAGGGGCAUAUGAUGAUGAAGAAACUGCUGCACAUGCCUAUGACUUGGCAGCAUUAAAGUACUGGGGACAAGAAACCAUCCUUAAUUUCCCCUUGUCAACUUAUCAAGAAGAGCUCAAAGAUAUGGAGGGUCAGUCAAAAGAAGAGUACAUUGGAUCCCUCAGAAGGAAGAGCAGUGGAUUUUCUCGUGGGGUGUCCAAAUAUAGAGGUGUAGCCAGGCACCAUCACAAUGGAAGAUGGGAGGCUCGAAUUGGCAGAGUUUUUGGCAACAAAUAUCUCUACCUUGGAACUUAUGCCACUCAAGAAGAGGCAGCCACAGCUUAUGACAUGGCAGCUAUAGAGUACCGAGGACUUAAUGCCGUUACAAACUUUGACCUCAGUCGUUACAUCAAAUGGCUACGUCCAAAUACCCAAAAUGACCCUCACCAAAACCCUAACACUAGUGAUAAUGCUAAUUUGAUACCAAACCCUACGCAAGACCUUGGGUUAAGUUUCACAUCCCACCAACAAAGCUUAAGUGAGACGGAAACCGCCAUGCCUCCGCCACGGCCUACUGGCAGCAGUGGUGGCUCGGCAUCAUCUGCAUUAGGGCUUCUUUUGCAAUCCUCAAAGUUUAAGGAGAUGCUAGAGAGAACAUCUGCCAAUGAUUGUCCUUUGACGCCACCGGAGUCUGACCCGCCACGUCGGAGCUUCCCAGAUGACAUUCAGACGUACUUCGAUUGCCAAGACUCCGAUAACUUUGCAGGGGGCGAUGACAUUAUUUUUGGAGAGCUAAAUACAUUUGCAUCACCGAUUUUUCAGUAUGAACUUGAUUGUUAAAGAAGGAUGCUUGGCAAAAUAAAGCUAUCCUUACAGGAUAAAAAUAUUUAUGGGUUCUGAGAAUAUGGAGGUAAGGAUGGUUACAGAAGAGAUGAUGACGAACAAGGGUAUGACAAUUCAGAAUUAUUUAUUUAUUUAUUUAUUUUAUAAUGAGAUACAUUCUUCUCUGAAUUUUUUUUUUUUUAGUUUCUUGUAGAUAUAGUGAAAAAAAAAAAAGACAUUCUUUUAUCAAUUAUUUCCCUUAAUAAGACAAGUAUGGCAAGUAAUUAAUGGACUUCAUUUUAUUUUAA
Hevea brasiliensis (rubber tree) is the source of this 1581-nucleotide messenger RNA. Its product is annotated as AP2-like ethylene-responsive transcription factor At1g16060. The coding region runs from base 233 to 1291 and encodes 352 amino acids. Gene Ontology annotation, biological process: regulation of DNA-templated transcription. The transcript has 8 exons. Gene Ontology annotation, molecular function: DNA-binding transcription factor activity; DNA binding. NCBI's taxonomy places the organism in Eukaryota, Viridiplantae, Streptophyta, Magnoliopsida, Malpighiales, Euphorbiaceae. The record is from RefSeq and is a predicted model, not a curated record.